AUGGCAGAACCAAUGAUAGGAGAUGUGGAACAAGGCGGAGGAGCCCUCGAGGCUGCCGGAGUGCACUUGCCACCCGAACCCGAAAUGAAGGGUGGCCUUCUCAAGCCAGUUCCGGAGACUACUUUUGUAGAACGCAUAUUCAUGGGAAUUGCCGCAAUUGCCAUUGCCACUGCCUUGGCUGCCAUGGUUGUUGAGGGAAACAUCAUUGUAAUUGUCGCUGGUGUUCUUUCCAUCUUGAUGGGACCGUAUGCCUACUACCAACAAACCAAAUUGACUGACAUUCGAACCCUCAAGGAGACAGCAGAGAAAGUCAAGGUGGAAGUGGAUCGUCUCAAGAAUGAAAACAACAGAUUGAGCAAUAAUAUUGACGAAUUGGGAAGCACAAUUGAUGAUUUGAAAGAAGUGGAGAAUGCCUUGACAGUUAUUACCAGCACUCAAGGAGCUUCAGUUUCUGCUUUUGAAAAGCAAGUAGAGGAGAACAAGGAGAUUCUAAGCAACAUGAAGAAGAGUACCCAGGGGCGUAUCAUUCAAAACUUGAUUUCCAUUUUGUAUCGCGGAGAUGAAGAUGCUGAUGACUUGAUUGAUGCGGGAGAGGUGGAUAAGGUUAUGGCCGGUAUUGAAAAGAUUUCCGGAGUGGAUGUCCGAGAGGAUAAGCUGCGAGAGGCCCUUACUGGAAAGUCUAUUGAUUCCGUCAUUGAAAUCGUCAAGAAUCUUACCGAUGAUAAUAUCACGGAUGACGAGAGAAUUUUCUUGGUCAAAGAAUAA
Cylindrotheca closterium is the source of this 765-nucleotide messenger RNA. Lineage: Eukaryota; Bacillariophyta; Bacillariophyceae; Bacillariales; Bacillariaceae. The record is from the annotation of a GenBank genome assembly.